Diospyros lotus (date-plum) is the source of this 2760-nucleotide messenger RNA. RefSeq names its product probable NOT transcription complex subunit VIP2. The transcript has 15 exons. Bases 484 to 2490 code for a protein of 668 amino acids. Gene Ontology annotation, biological process: regulation of DNA-templated transcription; nuclear-transcribed mRNA poly(A) tail shortening. Gene Ontology annotation, cellular component: P-body; CCR4-NOT core complex. The record is from RefSeq and is a predicted model, not a curated record. NCBI's taxonomy places the organism in Eukaryota, Viridiplantae, Streptophyta, Magnoliopsida, Ericales, Ebenaceae.
UCCCACCUCGGGCAUUCUGUUUCCGUCCAAUCCUGUCGUGUGCUUCUUCUCUUCCAUUCUAAAAAUCCAAAUCUAGGGCUCAAACCAGAAGGCAAAUCGGCGAACUGGCUGAGAACCAACGAUGGGUUGCCUGAGAGGCUGAGACUCUUGAGUGUUUUGGAAGGUUCACGAGCACGACUCCACGACGGCGUAUCUGAGACUAAGAACCGAAUUCACGAAUAGCAGGUCCACGACUCCAGUCCCUCAACUCACUCCUCGAGCGCCGAGAUCAUAGAGAUCUCUUCCUAGAGCCGGCUUUGGCGACGGCAAACGAAGACAAAAGUCCAAGAACGGCUCAGAUUCGUCGCAGCCGAAGAAGAUUCUAGUUCAGUUAAACAGAGAAAAGCUUCAAAUCUCAGAUUUUUUUGUCAAUUCAAUCUGUAGACAGGAAAAGCAGCUGUUCGGCAAGAAAACUUUGCUGCAUGACCUUCUGACAUUUCUGCAAUGUCAGGGUUACUUAAUUCAUCUUUGAAUGGGUCGGCUUCAAAUCUUCCUGACAAUGCUGCGCGCUCUUUUGCUACAUCUUUCUCUGCUCAAUCUGGUGCAGCCUCCCCUGUUUAUCAUCACACAGGAACUAUUCAAGGAUUGCACAACAUUCAUGGGAACUUUAAUGUUGCCAACAUGCCUGGCACACUUGCAUCUAGGAACUCCACACUAAGUAAUGUUCCUUCAGGUGGUGUUCAACAGCCUACUGGAAGCCUUUCUAGUGGACGUUUUGCAUCUAGCAAUGUUCCUGUGGCUCUUUCUCAGAUUUCUCAUGGAAGCUCACAUGGUCACUCAGGCAUGACAAAUAGAGGUGGAAUUGGUGUUGUUGGAAGCCCUGGAUUUAGUAGCAGCAAUAAUGGAGUUGGUGGUUCUAUUCCUGGCAUUCUGCCAACUUCUGCAGCGAUUGGUAACCGAAGUGCUGUUCCAGGACUUGGAGUGUCUCCAAUUCUGGGAAAUGCUGGUCCUCGAAUAACCAGUUCAAUGGGAAAUAUGGUAGGUGGGGGAAGCAUCGGGAGAAGCAUGAGUUCUGGUGGAGGAUUAUCUAUGCCUGGUCUUGCUUCUCGCCUAAAUCUAGCUGCCAACAGUGGUUCUGGGAAUUUAAAUGUGCAAGGCCCUAACAGACUAAUGAGUGGUGUUCAACAAGUUUCUCCGCAGGUGAUUUCUAUGCUAGGAAACUCCUAUCCAACUGCUGGUGGGCCAUUAUCUCAGAGCCAUGUCCAGGCAGUGAACAAUCUUAGUUCUAUUGGGAUGUUAAAUGAUGUAAAUUCAAAUGAUGGUUCUCCCUUUGAUAUAAAUGAUUUUCCUCAGCUAACCAGCCGUCCCAGUUCUGCUGGAGGGUCUCAAGGACAAUUGGGUUCACUUCGUAAACAAGGUCUUGGGGUUAGUCCCAUUGUUCAGCAAAACCAAGAGUUCAGCAUCCAGAAUGAAGAUUUUCCGGCUUUACCAGGAUUCAAAGGUGGCAAUGCUGAUUAUGCCAUGGACUUGCACCAGAAAGAACAGCUUCAUGAUAAUGCUAUGUCUAUGAUGCAGUCUCAACAUUUCUCUUUGCAGAUGGGGAGAUCUGCUGGAUUCAACUCAGGAGGAACUUAUUCAUUGCACCGUGCACAGCAGCAACAGCAACAUGCUCCAUCAGCCAGUAGUGGUGGCGUCUCCUUUUCAGGCAUAAACAACCAGGAUCUUCUGCAUCUACAUGGCUCUGAUAUUUUCCAGUCCUCUCAUUCGAGCUAUCACUCGCAGACCAGCGGACCACCUGGCAUCGGACUAAGGCCUCUGAACUCUCCAAAUGUGGUUUCUGGUAUGGGGUCAUACGACCAGCUUAUCCAGCAGUAUCAACAACAUCAAAAUCAAUCCCAGUUCCACCUUCAGCAAAUGUCUGGCAUAAAUCAGUCAUAUAGGGAUCAAGGCUCAAAAUCCAUGCAGGCUGCACAAGCUGCUCCUGAUCCAUUUGGUUUGCUUGGUUUGCUAAGUGUAAUAAGAAUGAGUGAUCCUGAUCUGACUUCUCUUGCACUUGGAAUUGAUUUGACAACGCUUGGGUUAAACUUGAAUGCAACUGAAAAUCUUCACAAGACAUUUGGAUCGCCAUGGUCUGAUGAGCCUGCUAAGGGUGAGCCAGAGUUCUCUGUGCCACAAUGUUAUUAUGCUAAACAACCACCUCCGUUAAAUCAAUCUUAUUUUUCAAAGUUCCCGUCGGAUACAUUGUUUUACAUUUUCUACAGCAUGCCAAAAGAUGAAUCCCAGUUAUAUGCUGCAAACGAACUAUACAGCAGGGGUUGGUUUUAUCACAGAGAGCUUCGUUUAUGGCUUACAAGAGUUUCCAACAUGGAGCCACUUGUUAAGACAAACACUUAUGAGAGAGGAUCGUAUAUCUGUUUUGAUCCAAACACAUGGGAAACAAUCCGCAAGGAUAAUUUUGUCGUGCCUUAUGAAAUGUUGGAAAAAAGGCCAGCCGUACCUGCUCAACAUUAGCUCAUAUUCCCAGUUUGUGUUGUAAAAAGUUUAAAGUUUAGCUCAUUGUUAGGAUGCAAAUAAGUUUCCCCUGGCUUUAGCGUUCCUCCUAUUGGCCAUUGUAAGCAAUUUUCCUUUCGGUGUUUUCCAUUUGUCAGCCUUGGCCAUUGUAAGCAAUUAUGCAUUAAUGUCCUUGCAAUUAUCAGCUAACUAGCCUCUUGUCUAUUAUAUGAAGUUGAAUAUAACAGUAGAGAAAAAUAAUGAAAUGUUUUCGUGCCUGUUCUCUGAAAA